GACGGAGGUCCGAGAAGCCGGAGAUCCUCGGAGCGGCGGCGGCUGUCCUCCGUGCCCGCGUCCCCGGAGCGACCCUCCCCACAGGAAAGCUGUCCCCUCCCUCUCGGACCCCGCCCAUCCCUCAUCAGUCAGCUGAGUGUAAGCCCCGCCCCCACUCCUCCGGCUGCAGGUCUCAUGGCGUUCAGGAAGGCGUUGAAGCGGGUGGCGGUGGUCUGCAGUGGGGUGGCAGGCGCCACCUUCAGCCUGUGGCAGCUGCUGGAGUACAAGAAGACACAGCCCGGCUCGGCGCGGCUCGCUCACGUCGCCGCCGAGGCCGAGCUCAGCGUCCCCUUCGCCGACGAGCUGCCGUCACGGCGCGCCCAGCUGGAGGCGCUGAGGAGCAGCGAGUUCGACGUGCUGGUGGUUGGAGGCGGAGCCACAGGGGCAGGAUGCGCCUUGGACGCCGUCACUCGCAACCUGAAGACGGCUCUGGUGGAGAGGAACGACUUCUCCUCCGGAACCAGCAGCCGCAGCACCAAGCUGAUCCACGGCGGCGUGCGCUACCUGCAGAAGGCCAUCAUGCAGCUGGACUACGAGCAGUACAUGAUGGUGAAAGAAGCGCUCCAUGAGCGAGCCAAUCUGCUGGAGAUCGCUCCUCACCUGUCGGCGCCGCUACCCAUCAUGCUUCCUGUUUAUAAGUGGUGGCAGCUGCCGUACUUCUGGGCCGGGAUCAAGAUGUACGACCUGGUGGCGGGAGUCCAGUGUCUGAAGAGCAGCUACGUCCUCAGCAAGUCCAAAGCGCUGGAGCUCUUCCCCAUGCUCAAGAAGGACAAGCUGGUGGGCGCCAUCGUUUACUACGACGGCCAGCACAACGACGCCCGCAUGAACCUGGCCAUCGCCCUGACCGCCGCCCGCUACGGCGCCGCCACGGCCAACUACACCGAGGUGGUGCACCUGCUGAAGACCGGGGACCCGAACGGCGGCCCGGACCGGGUGUGUGGCGCCCGCUGCAGGGACGUCAUCACAGGGGAGGAGUUUGACGUGAAGGCUAAGUGUGUGAUCAACGCCACCGGCCCCUUCACCGACUCCCUGCGGAGGAUGGACGACCAGCAGACGGAGAACAUCUGCCAGCCCAGCGCCGGCGUCCACAUCGUCAUCCCCGGAUACUACAGUCCUGACAACAUGGGUCUUCUGGAUCCGGCGACCAGCGACGGCCGCGUCAUCUUCUUCCUGCCGUGGGAGAACAUGACCAUCGCCGGGACGACGGACACCCCCACGCAGGUGACGGCCCACCCCAUCCCCGGAGAGGACGACAUCAACUUCAUCCUGACGGAGGUCCGCAACUACCUGAGCCCCGACGUGGAGGUGCGCAGAGGCGACGUGCUGGCGGCGUGGAGCGGCAUCCGCCCCCUGGUGACUGACCCCAGCUCCAAAGACACUCAGUCCAUCUGCAGGAACCACGUGGUCAGCAUCAGCGGCAGCGGCCUGGUCACCAUCGCCGGGGGGAAGUGGACCACCUACCGCUCCAUGGCGGAGGAGACGCUGGACGCGGCGGUCCGGGCGCACGGCCUGCGGGCGGAGCCCUGCCGGACGGUGGGCCUGGUGCUGGAGGGGGGCAAGGGCUGGAGCCCCACCCUCUACAUCCGGCUGGUGCAGGACUACGGCCUGGAGAAGGAGGUGGCGCAGCAUCUGGCCUCCACCUACGGCGUCAGAGCGUUCGAUGUUGCUAAGAUGGCUCAGGUGACAGGUCAGCGCUGGCCCAUCGUGGGAAAGAGGCUGGUGUCAGAGUUCCCCUACAUCGAGAGCGAGGUGAUCUACGCCAUCAAAGAGUACGCCUGCACCGCCAUCGACGUCCUGGCCCGCCGGACCCGCCUGGGCUUCCUCAACGUCCAGGCGGCCGACGAGGCGCUGCCCCGCAUCGUCGCCAUCAUGGGCCAGGAGCUGGGCUGGAGCCAGGAGCGCAGGACGGCGGAGCUGGAAUCGGCCCGGAAGUUCCUGUACCAUGAGAUGGGGUACAGGUCUCGAUCCGAGCAGCUGACCAGGACCUCGGAGAUCAACCUGGACAACCAGGAGGUGGUGAGGUACAAGAAACGCUUCCACAAGUUUGACAAGGAGAGUAAAGGAUUCAUCACCACGGUGGACGUGCAGCGGGUGUUAGAGAGCAUCAACGUCCACAUCGAUGAAAACGCUCUGCACGAAAUCCUCAACGAGGUCGACCUGAACAAAAACGGACAGGUGGAGAUCGACGAGUUCCUGCAGCUGAUGAGCGCGGUGAAGAAGGGCCAGGUGUCGGACAGCCGGCUGGCCAUCCUGAUGAAGACGGCCGAGGAGACGCUGGACGAGCGGGGCCCGGUGACGGUGGACCGCAGCGGGGGCGGAGUCUGAGCGCGGCGGUGGGAGGGGCCAGCGGUCCGCUCUCCUCACUCCACAUGUGCUUUACUUCUUCUUCAGAAUCCUUUUUCUAAACUCCACCUCCGUUAACCGCAGCUUUUCAACACCUGAACGUUUACCGACGCUGCUAACGCUAACGCUAAUGCUAACACUAACGCUAACCCUCCAGAUGUGUGCUGAUGUUCGUGUGCAUGACGAGAUGAAAGACCAAAAAUUCACACUCCAGAAAAUGUUUGAGUUUUUAAAGUAAAAACUGUUUCAGCUGCCAGAGUCUGACAGAGAAAGAUUUAAGCUAAAUGUUUUGAAAUGAAAGAAAAAGUCGUGAAUGUUUUAUCUUUUUAAAUGUUACGUUUGAUUCAGGCUGCUGCUUCUUUUAGGUCUGAUUUAAAGUUAAACUGAGAAUGUAAAGAGAAAGCAGCAGGUUCAGCUGAAGGUCGGGAAGAACUGAAUGAAAUGUUUUAAACACUGCUUUGACUUCGUUACUGAGCUGAAAAACUUUACUUUCUGUGACAGUUUGAGCUCGUUUUCAGCGCCAGGCUGCUGAAAGAACCCGCCGGUCUUCGUCUCCUGACGAUUCCGAAUCGAACCGCUGAAAUAGUUUGAAUGUUUUUAUCCUGCUGAGAGAAAAACCUGCGCCUGCUCCGCUUCCUGCUGGACUUCCAUGUGAGAUUUAAAGUUUUUUUCUAUUUUCUGAUUUAUUUAUUCUUUGUACGUCACUUUCAGAGAUUUAUUUUCUUCACAUUAAAAGAGGGAACUUUUUCAAUCACCGAC
This is a messenger RNA of Salarias fasciatus (jewelled blenny), 3141 nucleotides long. It is a transcript of the gene gpd2, whose product is annotated as glycerol-3-phosphate dehydrogenase 2 (mitochondrial). Gene Ontology annotation, cellular component: mitochondrion. Bases 175 to 2364 code for a protein of 729 amino acids. Gene Ontology annotation, molecular function: calcium ion binding; glycerol-3-phosphate dehydrogenase (quinone) activity. The transcript is spliced from 18 exons. Gene Ontology annotation, biological process: glycerol-3-phosphate metabolic process. The record is from RefSeq and is a predicted model, not a curated record. NCBI's taxonomy places the organism in Eukaryota, Metazoa, Chordata, Actinopteri, Blenniiformes, Blenniidae.